This is a messenger RNA of Solanum verrucosum, 867 nucleotides long. Its product is annotated as RING-H2 finger protein ATL40-like. The coding region runs from base 1 to 867 and encodes 288 amino acids. The transcript is spliced from 3 exons. The record is from RefSeq and is a predicted model, not a curated record. NCBI's taxonomy places the organism in Eukaryota, Viridiplantae, Streptophyta, Magnoliopsida, Solanales, Solanaceae.
AUGCUAUCAAGAUUUAAAGUCACCAUUUUUGCAAACUUAACUAUCCAACAUCAAAGGAUUCAACCUAACCCUUGUCGUAGUGUGGGUGAUGCCCUUGAGGGGUGGAAAGACAGAGUCAAAGUCUCCCUUGAUCUCCAGGAGAGUGAAGCUCCAGAUGAUUUGGCUGCUGAAAAUGCAAAUGAAUAUUCAUAUACUGCUGAAUUUGAAAAGGGAACAGCUCAAGCACUUGGGCCAGCAACAGCUGAUCAAGUAGACAAAAAUGUACAAUUAGGGAUGGGGUGGGGUGGGGUGGGGGGCGGGGAGGGGGCAGGUGUUUCUCCAAAAUGGGUAUGGGUUUUUGGAGAAGACAAUUGGGGUGGGUCCAUGAACUUUGUUGAUGAUAAUCAAUUUGUUCAUCAAAAAAACAAAUAUAAUAUCAUUAACAAAAUCAUGAUCAUUGCCUUAAUUUCAAUAUGUAUAGUUGUUUUUCUCGUUACUAUUCUUCGUAUGUACAUCAGACGUCGCCAGGCUCAAGGCCGGGCGACACUCUACACUACUAGAAAUACUCGAAUUUCCGACUUGACAAGUGUAUCGUGGGUUGAUCCACCCAAAAAUGGUCUUGACCCGACCAUCAUAACUUCACUACCAUUAUUUCUUUAUAAGAGAAAUGAUCAUCAUGAUGAUAUUAUUGAGUGUUCAAUUUGUUUGAGUAUUAUUGAAGAUGGUGAAUUGGUUAGGGUUUUGCCUAAUUGUAAGCACAAUUUUCAUGUUGAGUGUAUUGACAAAUGGUUCAAUUAUCACUCAACGUGCCCCGUAUGUCGCACCGAGGCGGAACUGCGACUAUUGCCCGAGCCUAGAGAGGGGGUUGUUAGUCCUAUGCCACCUUGA